AUGCCCAGUGUUGCCACAGGUGGGUCUUUAGGGCCAGAUGAGACCCUUUUUAAGACAGUGUCGCCCUAUUCCCUCUUUUUGAAAGUUAGCAUAUUAAACUUGAGUUUUUUGUUUGUUAGUAUCAGAUGA
Messenger RNA from Acanthoscelides obtectus, 129 nucleotides. The record is from the annotation of a GenBank genome assembly. Lineage: Eukaryota; Metazoa; Arthropoda; Insecta; Coleoptera; Chrysomelidae.